GUUUCAUACUGCGCGGGAUCCUCGCAGUGCAAGCUUGGCAACAACACUUUCUUCUGCCAGCUGCUUUCCCAACUGGUUGCUUGAUUAUUAUUUACCCAAUUGGCAAGAUCCAGACCCCAAUCGUGUUACGUAGGCUAGGUAGCCUUGUAGGUCAGCACCAGGCACAGGCUUGGCGCAAUUAUCAGCGGGCGAGUCCGAUCAGUGACUCGCUGAUCCCGCAACACACGCGGCUUGUUUUACCUUCGUUUGGAUUGUUUUCUAAGAUGUCGGACGCGGCAGCGAGUGCAACACCGGCGGCGGCAGCGGAGGAGCUGCAGAGCAAGCUAAACGUUGAUGCAGCCCCGGCGGAGGCUGCUGCUGAGCCUCCUCACCCAUCGGGCAUGACGCUGGAUGAGCGCUACAAGCUCGCGCGCAGCGUGGGCGAGGAGUGCAUCAAUGAGGAGGAGCUGCGCGCGCUGCUCGCAAAGAAGCCCAAUGUUGUUGCCUACGACGGCUUUGAGCCGUCGGGCCGCAUGCAUAUCGCUCAGGGUGUGAUGAAGGCCAUCAACGUGAACAAGCUGACCAAGGUGGGCUGCACCUUCAAGUUCUGGGUGGCCGAUUGGUUCGCACAGCUCAACAACAAGAUGGGCGGCGACCUGAAGAAGAUUCAGACGGUCGGCAAGUACAUGGUGGAGGUGUGGAAGGCCGUGGGCAUGGACCUGAGCAAGGUGGAGUUCCUGUCCUCCUCCGAGGAGAUCAACAAGCGGCCGGAUGAAUACUGGACCCUGGUGAUGGACAUUGCGCGCAAGAACAACCUCAAGCGCAUCGUGCGCUGCUCCCAGAUCAUGGGCCGCACGGAGACGGAGGAGCUGAGCGCCGCGCAGAUCUUCUACCCCUGCAUGCAGUGUGCCGACAUCUUCUUCCUCAAGGCGGACAUCUGCCAGCUGGGCAUGGACCAGCGCAAGGUGAACAUGCUGGCGCGCGAGUACUGCGACGACAUCAAGCGCAAGCUCAAGCCCAUCAUCCUCAGCCACAGGAUGAUGCCGGGUCUGCUGGAGGGGCAGGAGAAAAUGUCCAAGUCCGACCCCAACAGCGCCAUCUUCAUGGAGGACACCGAGGCCGAGGUGAACACCAAGAUCAAGAAGGCCUACUGCCCGCCCAAGGUGACUGCCGGCAACCCCUGCAUCGAGUACGUCAAGUACAUCGUGCUGCCCUGGUUCGGGCACUUCCAGGUGAGCCGGCCCGCGGACAACGGCGGCGACAAGCGCUACGAGGACGCGGAGGAGCUGGCCGCCGACUACGAGAGCGGCGCGCUGCACCCCGGCGACCUCAAGGCCGCGCUGUCCCGCCACCUGAACCAGAUCCUGCAGCCGGUGCGUGACCACUUUGAGAACAAUGCGGAGGCCAAGGAGCUGCUCAAGAAGGUCAAGAGCUACAAGGUCACCAAGUAGAGGGAUGCCACACGGUUGCAUGCGGGCUGGUCGCGAGCUGCUCAGCAGGCGCUGGUCGCGAGAGCUGAUACGGAGGCGCUGGGCGAGCGGUGGCGGGGAGAGCUGCUGCUGGGGAGCCGGGGGGGUCUAAGCAAGGAGCAGGUCGGGAGUCUGACGGGUAGGCGGGGGAGGUAGGGGGACACGGACACGGUGGAGGGAUGUGUGUUUGUAUGGAGCGGGGAAGCGGGGGCGGCGAUAUGCAGGUGAGUGGUGGCUGCGAUGACCAGUCUGGCAGCAGGUGGUGCGUUUGACCGCUCCAGGGUUGUGUGUGUACGCGCGUGUGUUAUACAUGUUAAAAUGAACAAGAGUAAGCAACGGGGCUCAAUACAUAUUGUGAGGGUCACGGAGAGCUGGCAGCAGGUGUCAGUGACGAGUGCGCCGUAGUGUGUAUGUGUGUGUGCGGCAGCGAGUGUACGGCGCCCUGGACCUUGGGGCAGGAUGGCGCCUAACGGAGCUGUGGGCGAACGGCAUGAGCGGUCGGGCGGGGUGGCGCUGCCUGGCGCUGCAGGAUGGAUGCUGAUUUGGGUCGGGAGCGGGCUUGGCUAUCGUUCAGUUGCGUCCAGGACGGUGGUGAGGCUUGGAAAUUUUGAGGCAUGUUGGCUGGGGCAGGGCGGCUACGCAAGAUCUGUUCUUCAAUCCUUUUCGUGGAUGCCUUUUGCCAUUCAUCAGGACUGUAACGCUUGCGCGUGCGGGCGCUAUGAAGAUGCCGCUGCCGGUGCAAGCCGUUGGCAUAGAUCUGAUGCACAUG
Molecule: messenger RNA, 2217 nt
Organism: Chlamydomonas reinhardtii
Lineage: Eukaryota; Viridiplantae; Chlorophyta; Chlorophyceae; Chlamydomonadales; Chlamydomonadaceae
Exons: 9
Coding region: 264-1430 (388 amino acids)
Biological process (GO): tRNA aminoacylation for protein translation
Molecular function (GO): ATP binding; tyrosine-tRNA ligase activity
Source: RefSeq, a predicted model, not a curated record